This is a messenger RNA of Grus americana (Whooping crane), 1474 nucleotides long. It is a transcript of the gene ROPN1L, whose product is annotated as rhophilin associated tail protein 1 like. The transcript has 5 exons. NCBI's taxonomy places the organism in Eukaryota, Metazoa, Chordata, Aves, Gruiformes, Gruidae. Bases 744 to 1406 code for a protein of 220 amino acids. The record is from RefSeq and is a predicted model, not a curated record.
ACCUAGAAAAUAGCUUUCUUAUUCUUCGGUUUGCUUAGGUUCCCUUCUUUGUUCCCAGGAACAAAAUUGAGGAGUCUCUUUAAAUGUUAUUGAAAUAGAAAAAGAACCUGAAAAGAUGCAACUUUUAGGUGAUAGUCCACAUAAUAAAUCUCUCACUGUAAAGUUGAUUUAAAUAUUUCUUCUUUAAUUUCUUUUUUUUCUUUUACCUCAGCUGCUCACUAUCAUUUUUUCCUGUCCUACAGUUUGUGUGAGCAAGCUCUUGAAAACUAUCUGAGAUGUUCUUAGCUGGGGGAAUUGAAAAACACCCGUACUGUGUAUGUGUGGGGGGGAGGCUGUUAACAAAGUCAGGCUGGAGUCUGGCUUGUCCCUUAAAAAGAACAAAAACUUGAAGCUGAAUCGCUACAGCUGCAGCAUUGGAGAAAGGCAGUGGGAACACCUUAGAACGAGUGGUGUUUCUUAGGAAUGCAAUGGAGGUGGGGUGCAGCGUACCUCCGGGCAACGGAUGCACAGGGAGCUCACCCCAACCGAGCAGCCGCCAGGUUGCUUGAGCCUGCUGGGACGUGGGGCUGGUGAGAGCAGGGGCCGUGCGGCACUGCUGCCAGCCAGACCCCGACCUCAUGCACAAAAUAAGUUAAAUGCCUGAAGAAUUAGAGCAUUGUAAAAAGGAGUGUGUAAAGUCUAAAGGUCAUGGUUUCUGCUAAAAAGAAAGGUGGUAUCUGGGCAGGGGGAGAUGGGAGUCGUGCAUGCGGGCAGCUUGCCGAGUGCUGCCGUUCCUGCCCAGGAGCGUGCAGAUUCAUUCCCUGAACUGUAAGAGCGUUUACUUCUGUGCAGGUGUGAUGGCCAUGGGCAUUGAAGUGUAUUGCUCUUCCCAUUCACUUAGGUAUUUUUCAGCGUUGUCGAAAGGCGAGCCCCCUCCUGUGAAAGAGAGGAUUGAAAUGCCUUUAGCAACAGAGAAAACAGGUGCUGGUUUGACCCCAGGACUCCUUAAAAUCCUGCACAAACAGCUUUCUCCCAAAGGCACGGUGAGUGUUGCAGAACUGAAGGAAAAAUGGAAGCACUUGUGCUUGCCAGAGGACCAACUGAAAGCUAUCCUCCAGUUGGACAAUUUCGGCGAGGAGGUGGAAUGGAUGAAGUUCCUGGCACUGGGGUGCAGUGUGCUCGGCGGGUCCUUACUGAGUUCAAUGAAACAUGCCUGUGAAAUCUUAACAAGGGACCCAGAAGGCGGAGCAGCUCGCAUUCCCUUCGAAACAUUCUCAUUCCUCUACUCCUAUUUGGCCAGUAUCGAUGGAGAGAUACCAGAGCAGAAAACUGAAGCAUUCCUCCACAAAAUUAAAGAACAAGCCGACCAACAAACUGGCAUGGUGCUGCUCAGAAACUUUCUGACCCAGCCCUCAACACUGCUUUGAUCAACCUUACUCCUCAGCACCAGAUACUCACCUCAGUGUACGACUUCUUUGUUAUAUGAACAUUCUUG